Molecule: messenger RNA, 4299 nt
Organism: Ceratosolen solmsi marchali
Lineage: Eukaryota; Metazoa; Arthropoda; Insecta; Hymenoptera; Agaonidae
Product: zinc finger matrin-type protein CG9776
Exons: 14
Coding region: 531-3902 (1123 amino acids)
Biological process (GO): positive regulation of DNA-templated transcription; negative regulation of DNA-templated transcription
Cellular component (GO): nucleoplasm
Molecular function (GO): zinc ion binding; nucleic acid binding
Source: RefSeq, a predicted model, not a curated record
AUCGUGAGCAUUUUUAAAACGGACUCGAGGCUCAAAAUGAAUAAGAAGAAUAGUGAAAAAAUUCAGCCCCGGUGUCAAAAAUAAGAAGAUAAUUUAAUUUUGCAUGAGAAAGAGCAAAUUAAGAUAUCAAUAUCAGGAUUUUAGUGUGGAAAGAUGGAAUAGGGAGGAAAGUAUCGAGGCGCGGCGAGAUUUUCCGAAUCCGGCCCUAAAGCACGCAACUACCGAUGCGCCAUGCAACCUGCAACCGUUUAACGCUCAUACAGUUGAUCGACGGGUCGACGAUUCACUACAAUAUAAACUAUAAAGCGCAAAGAUUUGCUUUUAUGAUCUUGUGUUGUGUGCGUACCGGGAGCUGGAAGAGUAAAUGUGUGUAAUGUUAAUAUUUUAAUAACUAUCCCCUCGUGUUACAAUAAGUUAUCAGAGAUAAGUAACGAACUUGAUGCGGCACUAAUCACGUAGGAAAGCUCGGUACAUGGUAUGAUUUUAGAGGUUAAUAAUUUGACAGUUAUAGUAUUAUUUGACUGAUUUUGAUGGAGCAAGAAGCCAGGCGCAAGGGACCAAGAAGUCCCAGCGAAGAAUCCGAUGGUUUAAGAAGACGAUCGAAGAAGUACGAAAGAUCACCAUCUCCAAGACGACGAUAUAGAAGAUCGAGAUCUCGUUCAAGCUCCAGAGAGAGAAAUUCAAGAAGAAAAGAUGCUUCUAGAGAGCACGAAUGGAAAACCAAUAUGCAAACCGUUAACAAAGCAUCUAAUCCACCCAAUUCAACAGCUUAUCCACAGCCAGUUCUCAAUCAAUAUAACGCUCCUCCACCACCAAAUACUAGUCAACCACCACCUCCGAUUCAAUACACGCAAGGCUAUGGGAACUACAAUUAUAACUAUGGUCAAAGCUAUGCAGACUACAGAGGAUAUCCACAGGCAGCUAGCUACCGAAACGAUUAUCCGCCGGCGAAUUGGCAAGGAAAUGUCCCAUAUAACAGCCAACAACAAGCAGUGGCGGCUGCGGCCGCGGCGGCAGCCGCAGCCGCCGCGGCCGCUACUAUGCCCCCGGGCAGUCGUGGUGAGAAACCCCAACAACGCGUUGUCGAUCCUGCCGCGCAGGCCGCCCUAAUGGCAGCCGUCAGCAGCAGGCCGGAGGAAGCCAAGAAAGAAGCCAUCGCAGCUGAAUUGAAGCAGCAAAAGGCGACACUGGCGAAGCAACGCGAGGAAUAUGUCAAGAAAUCAUCGACACUGCAACGGGAAUUAGAAAUUCUACGAAAACAAUGUGAAGAAAUCGGCAAAGAUGGGGGAAGAGAAAAUAAUCGUAUUAUCAAAGAAAACCAGAAGUUACAGGUCGAAGUACAAAAUAAAAUGAAAUCCAUACAUAAUGUAAUUGAUAUGCUAACUGAUAUUAUUGGUGACAAAGUAACUGUUGAAGAUUUGAAACUAAAGUACAAACCAGAAAUGAUUAAACGCUCGAAAAGUCCGAAGGAGGACUUUUCUGCUAGUAAAGCAUCAAUGAAUUCCUCAAACUCAGACAACAGAGAUGAAGAAUUGAAACCUACGUACAACUUCGUACAUUAUGAUCCAGAAAUGCAUUGGUGCAAAACUUGUGACAUCUUUCCGAAAACUGCUAAAGAAUACUUAAAUCAUCUUCAUAGCAAUGAACAUAAAGAAAUAUGUUUGGAACGUAAAAUAGUCGACAUGCCUUGGCACGACAGCAAGCUCGAGGGAACUGAGAAGGAUGUACCAUAUUAUCCAGGACUACGGACAAAAAGAACACCAAUUAAAGGUCUUCAGUUCUUCAGUCCUUCGACAGCUUGGUAUUGUAAGCUGUGUAAUGUCUGGAUUGGGGAUCUUCAUUGUGCCAGUUUGCACUUGAAGUCCCGGCGGCAUUCUGAGAAUUACAGCCGUUUUGUGGAGCAAAAUCCACAUUGGGAAACUGAUUGGAUGGCCGACCGUGAAAAGGCAUUUUCUGACGAAAAGCACAAACAGAUUCAACUAGAGAUUCAAAAGCAGAAAGAAGAUGGUUCAACGUCUAAAUCAAAAAAGUCAAAGAAAGCAAAAAAAAAUAAGAAAAAGACGAAAAAACGCAAAACAAAAAGUAGCAACUCGGAUACAUCGAGCGACUCGGACAGUAAUGACUCUGGCAGUAAUAAUGGAAUUACCAGUGAAGAUGCUUCCAGAAGUAUUCGUGUUGCCAUGAGGAAUAAGAUGAAAGGCUCAUCUAUCCAUGAUGAUGACAGUUAUGGUAAUGAUGAGUCAGCGGAUGACAGACAAAUUAUGAACUCUCUACGUGAAAAAAUGAAGGUUAAACAAGAUAUGGAUAACAACCAAUUGCAGCAGCAGAUGGUUAGGGAUAUGAAAACAGAUGGUUACAACAAUGCCGAGGCAGAGCUUCAAGCAUGGGGUCCCAAGGAACCUCCAAAAACCUUCUGGCUCAAAAAGGAAGAAGAAAACAAGAUCAUGAUUCAAAAUCCUCCACCUGUAACAAAACCGGAGGAUAUGCCUAAGCCUCAUAUGGGCUUUUGGACGAAGCAGCAGGUUAACAUGUCCAUGAAACCAGUCGAAAAAGAAAAGGACAGGGACAGAGAUGACGACAGGGACAGGGAUAGGGAUAGGGAUAGAUAUGUCAAGGAGGAGAGGCGGGAGAGCUACGGCAAUAAGUGGGAUAGAAGGGAUGACAAGUACGAGAGAGGAUAUAGGGAUGACAGAUACGAUAGGCGAAGAAGCGGUCGCGAUAGAGAUCGAGAAAGAGACUACUAUGAAAGUAGAAGACGCCGAGAUUCCAACGACUCUCCGCGUCACGAUCGUAACCGCGAAUACAGCCCAAAGCGUAGUUAUGAUAAGUAUAAACGUGACGAUGAAUCAAAUGAUGAAUCUAAGUACGAUAAAAAAAGCGGAGAGUCAAAUAAUAAAUCGAAGAAAGGGAGCAGCGGACAUCAAAGCCAAAAGAAAUCCCAGUCAAAUGUUAUGAAAGGCAAACUACCUUUUAUAGGGCGUUUACCACUUUUUAAAAAAAAGGAUGAUCCUAAAUUACCCGAAAAAGAAGUAACUGCACUUCCAUAUACUCAGAGCAAAUUUGAAGACACUCCAAAGGUUCCUAGUGAGAUUAUCAAUCCACCAGGCGUUGUUCAUGUACCGAAACUUGCCACGCCAGUUGCACUACCCAAUAAUACAGUGUCGAUCAAAGCCCAGCAAAUGAAAAUCCUUGUGGCACCACCUCCGCCUACGCUCAAUGAUAAACCGGGUAAUAAUAUUCCUGGCGAGGUCGUAGACAUGGAGAUCGAGGAUCAAUUAGAGGAGGCAGUAAUUGAGCAAAAUGUGGAAGAAUCGAAGGAAGAUGUAUCUAAACCCCCGCCUUCUAUUCCUAAUACUAGUAUGCCACCUCCAGGGUACCCAGUGAAAAAGCCAGAAGCGACGCCAACACCAUUUACGCACCAAGGGCCGCCGCCACCCUUUGUCACUAAUACAUUCAUACAUCCGCCAACUCAGCCACCGGUAGCGCCAAUACCGUAUAUGCAUCAGAUGCAGAUACCACCCCCAGGUAUUUAUGCAAAUCCACCACCACCAUUGCCGCCUACAACGGAGAUACCGGGUGUCCCAGUCGCUGAUGUGACCGAGAUCCCCGAGCCUGUGGAAAAACGAGCGGACGGGGUUCCCUUACCCGAGGAUCUCCAAGAGGCCUUGAAUAUUAUCUUUCCAAAGGACGAAGUGAACGAUGAUGCCAAUCAUUCUCACGGCCAUGAGAAUACGAUAAUGUAUGGCUCGAUGUAUAGUAUGCUUGGUUGUAUGGGAUACGGACCUGACUACAUGGACCAACCGCCGCCUGAGAUCACGCAACAGGAACCUGAACUCGAGACGGCCCCGGGGCCCGACGAUCUAAAAAUGCUGGGUAUCGACGAGGGUGAUACGAUUCUUUAGACACGCGUACGGAACGGCGGGACAGUGUUUCGCAUUUUACGUAAAAUACAUGGUGUAUGUAAUUUGUAUUUUCAUGUUCCAACGAAUAAUCCUCAAAAAUACGAUUGAUUUCAAUUCAUUUGAUCAUCCGUCUUUUGCUCUCAACUGUUAUUUUUUUCAUUUUAAUUUGUACAGUUUGAGAAACGUGAAGUCCGCUUUUUUAUUUUAUUUUAUUUUUUUUUGUUUUGUACACUAUUCAAAGUAUUUUUAGAUAUAAUCGGUCAAUAGUGAUUACAAUUAAUAAUGAAAGAGUAUUCUUGUGAACAAUUAAAUCGAGACAUUGACGAAGAGAAAUAGUGUUCGAAAAGAAAUAAUUCGUGUUGAAACAAUUCCAAUAAUUUAUUGAACGAGCGAAAUC